This is a messenger RNA of Australozyma saopauloensis, 1320 nucleotides long. It is a transcript of the gene NTG1, whose product is annotated as bifunctional N-glycosylase/AP lyase. The record is from RefSeq and is a predicted model, not a curated record. Bases 1 to 1320 code for a protein of 439 amino acids. NCBI's taxonomy places the organism in Eukaryota, Fungi, Ascomycota, Pichiomycetes, Serinales, Metschnikowiaceae. The transcript has a single exon. Gene Ontology annotation, biological process: base-excision repair, AP site formation; base-excision repair; nucleotide-excision repair. Gene Ontology annotation, molecular function: oxidized pyrimidine nucleobase lesion DNA N-glycosylase activity; DNA-(apurinic or apyrimidinic site) endonuclease activity; DNA binding. Gene Ontology annotation, cellular component: nucleus.
AUGAAACGUGAAGCAGAAGCAAAGGUUGCUGUAGCGAAAAGAGUGUCUGUCACAAGGCGCAGCCAGCGCAUUCUGGCGAAGGUUUCUGCAACACCAAGACUUAAGCAGGAGGAAACUGAACUCGAAUUGCCGCCUACACCGGCCCGAAGUGGAAAGCCAACACCGGAUGCAAGCAUUUCUCCAGAUGAACCGAAGAUCAAGGUCGAGUAUGAGUGUUUGGCAAAGACCUCUACUGAAACUACUGUAUCAGCUCUUAAAACUGAACUUGAUGGGGAACUAUAUUCAAAAUCUAUUUCGAAGCAAGGAAGUAAUUCUCCUCCAAUCAUUAAAAGCGAGUUACAGGCAGUGGUCUCCCCAAGUUCGAAGGCUAGACAACAUUUGGAGUAUGCCUCCAAUCCGAAGCAAGAAGACGAGGUUCCUCCCAACGUAUUCCCGCCAUAUCUAGGAGAGCUUGAGGAGGGUCAGCCAGCUAAUUGGAUUGAAAUCUACAACGAGAUUGUCCGGAUGAGGGCACUUAUAACCACUCCAGUAGACAAUAUGGGCUGCGGACGCAUGCCAACGUCACUCAUGAACAACAGUGCGGUUCUGGACCGGCGCACUUUUCGCUUCCAGCUUCUCAUAGCACUUAUGUUGUCGUCGCAGACCAGGGACGAGACAAAUUUUGCCGCUAUGACCACCCUUCACGAACAUUAUCGCGCAAAAGGUUACCCUGGACUCUGUCUCGAUGCUGUCUUGGCGCUGACUGAGACGGAGGUUGAUAAAUGUAUUUCCAAAGUUGGGUUCCAUACACGUAAGGCUAUGUACAUAAAAAAGGCUUGUGAGAUGCUAGCUCAGAACUUCAAUGGCGAUGUGCCUCAGACCAUCGAGGAAGUGGUCUCACUUCCGGGUGUCGGACCGAAAAUGGGCCAUUUACUCCUCCAGAAUGGCUGGGAUAUCAACCUGGGCAUUGGUGUCGACGUCCACAUCCAUAGAUUAGCACAGAUGUGGGGCUGGGUGCCAAAAACAGACAAACCUGAGGUGACACGCUCAGCACUUGAGGAUUGGCUCCCGCAGCAGGUUUGGGCCGAUAUUAACCCGCUUCUUGUUGGCUUCGGGCAGACCGUUUGUCCAAUCAAGGCGAACAGCUGUGAUGUGUGUACUCUAUCGGAUGGUCUUUGUGAUGGCGUAAAUAAAAAGCUUGCGAGAACUCCGUUGACCGAGAAAAGAAUUCAAAAGAUUUCGAAACUGAGAGGCAAUUUAGACGGUCUUGUGUCACUACGAAUGGCAAAGGAUCUCUUAGAGGCGGAACGCCUAUCAUCUACGAUGAAAAAGGAGGAUUAA